This is a messenger RNA of Nelumbo nucifera (sacred lotus), 988 nucleotides long. Its product is annotated as histone acetyltransferase subunit NuA4-domain protein. NCBI's taxonomy places the organism in Eukaryota, Viridiplantae, Streptophyta, Magnoliopsida, Proteales, Nelumbonaceae. The record is from RefSeq and is a predicted model, not a curated record. Gene Ontology annotation, cellular component: histone acetyltransferase complex.
CGGCUCGUGCCCUAGCGUUCGUCCUACUCGUUUUAUAGCGAGUUCGAGCAAGGAAAAAGAGCGCAAUAAAGGGCGACUUCAAUUGGAAGAGGGGCUUUUUAGUUUUUAGUUUUGUCGGAGGAUUUGAAUCUUCGCGCGAAAAUGGAAACUGAAGGGCAACGAACCUCGUCGAACCCCUCCGCCAUGCUCGCAUCUCUAAUGAGCAAGAGAGAGAAGCUUCAGGAAGAGCUUCGGAACAUUGAAAAGCAGGUCUACGAGUUAGAGACAAGCUAUUUGCAUGAUUCAAACCAAUGUGGGAAUGUGUUGAAAGGUUUUGAAGGGUUUCUAGCUUCAUCAAAGAGCACAACCAACCUAAAGCGAUCUAGGAAGUUCCAAGCUGAGGACAGACUGUUUUCUUUGUCUUCAGUUACCUCACCAGCAGUUGAAGAACAUUUAUCUGGCAGAGACGAUGGAAGAUCUGAUUAUGGCCAUGGUCGGUCCAAGGGAGGCAUAUCAGCUAAUGGACAGGGAAAACCGAAGAAGGGAAGAACAGCGCCAAGAGAUGGGAAGAGAAUCAGACCAUCUAAUGAGCAUGACCUCGAUGAUGAAGAUGAUCCUGAUUUGAGCUUGAGAUAACCAAUUAACCACCCAUGUGGGAGGACUUUCUCUCUCCUGCCUGACGCUUUAAUUUGAGCUCCGAGAAUGGAGACAAACGCAUUUAUUUUUUCUAACCCAUACCAAUGUAGAAAGAUAAUAUUGUUUUGAUAACCUUAGCCCUCCAUUUCUUUGAUACGGAUAUAAUUGACACGGUACAAAAAAUGUGGCACCAUCACUGACCACUUCUGUAGGACUCUCUGGUUGAGUCUUGGAUGCAGCAAGUUGCAAGCUUUGUUCUAAGUGCUCAUGAAAGGGGUCUGUUAUCUUUACACUCCAUGGUCCACAAGCCAUACUCCAUGCCCACUCUUAGAUCGAAUUCAAAUAUCAUAAUGUAGCAGUGUAUUGUACGAUA